AUGAUUUUGAGUAUCAUAUAUGCCAUCACAUCAGCAGCUGUAACGACGUUUUUUUUGACAGUACUUUUCCUGUUUUCACUGUGGCAUAACCUAGUUGCAGCGCACUUCAAUCCCAGAGAUCCUCGAGAUACUCGGAGCUCGAAAUCUGAAAUCAAACCCAAAAAACGCACCAGAAAUUCAUCUACAGCUUCGGGUACUCCUUUAGCCCUCGAUAAUGACCGCUUGGACAAUAUAAAAUUUGAUCAUCUCAUCACCAGCCCUCAGACAAACUCAGAAGCAUCGGACGAUGCUCAAUGGGAUCACAACAAACACGACAAUCCCUUCGGUGACCUACUUUACGCAGAAGAUCUGAAGCUAGUGCCCGACCUAAAACACUAUUAUACACAGUACGGAAUUUCAAUCGAGGAGCAUGAGAUCGAGACACAAGAUGGGUUUAUCUUGGACCUUUGGCAUUUUACGCCUGCAGAUGAUAGAACCGUUUCUGGUAGUAAAAAACAACCAAUGCUUCUGCUCCAUGGGCUACUUCAGAGUUCCGGCUCUUUUGCUUCAGCAGGGCGGAAAUCCCUAGCCUACUAUUUUUACGAAUCGGGCUUCGAUGUCUGGCUGGGAAACAACAGAUGCGGAUUCAAGCCCAAGUGGAAUCAAGCAAAGGUUAAGAGUGAUGCAAAAUGGAAUUGGGACAUGAAAGACCUGGUAAAGUACGACCUACGAGCUCUAGUCACCGCUGUGUUGGAAAAAACCGGCAGAUCGAAGCUGACACUUGUGGCGCAUUCCCAAGGCACUACACAGGGGCUCAUGGGCCUCGCAAAUGGUGAAACACUGUACGAAGAUGACUUCAGACUUGUCGACAAGUUGGAGAAUUUCGUCGCUUUGGCUCCUGCGAUGUAUCCUGGUCCUUUGCUGCAAGAAAAACUGUUCGUGAGAUUCAUGUCUAGAUUCAUUGCCACGCCCUUCUUUUUUGGCAAGCGAUCUUUCAUGCCGCAGAUGAUGCUAAUGCGAUCUCUGAUGGUCGGAACCAAAUUAUUUUCAUUUUUGUCUUAUGUCAUGUUCAACUACCUUUUUGAUUGGAACGACACACUCUGGGACAAAUCUUUACGAGAUCGUCACUUUCUAUUCUCCCCAGUCAACAUCUCUGUAAAACUGAUGGAAUGGUGGCUAAGCCAAGAUAUGCGAAAGAAAACAUUCAAGACCUACGGUAACGACAUUUUUCCAGAUGCAAAGACGUGGUUUCCCACCGAGAGCGAUCUUUCAAUUAAGAAACUGCCCUGUCACACUAAUGCUAAAAUGAGCACCAUAGACCAGUAUCCCCGUAUUCUGCUCUUCGUGCCCAAGCAAGACCGAUUAGUAGACGGCGAACGUCUAAUUAAUCAUUUCGCCGAUUUUGAGUCUCAAGAGCUUUACAAAUGUUGGUACAUUGACGAAUAUUCGCAUCUCGAUGUACUGUGGGCUCAUGAUGUGAUAAGCCGGAUCGGAAGACCUGUGCUUGACAACAUUCGUGUUACUGACGAUGCGAUGUGA
This is a messenger RNA of Lachancea sp. 'fantastica', 1518 nucleotides long. The record is from the annotation of a GenBank genome assembly. NCBI's taxonomy places the organism in Eukaryota, Fungi, Ascomycota, Saccharomycetes, Saccharomycetales, Saccharomycetaceae.